CAACUCGCAUCGGCCGGCGGAAGAUCGCCGUCGAUUAGCUUGGAGACCCCGCACAGCAGAUGGGCCCUGACGUCGGCUAGCCCGAGAAUGUCGCUGAGGCUGGACCAGACCAGAUGCCAGAACUCGUCGAGGACCGCAGACGUCGUUGCUGCACUGGCUGGGCCAUCGGACAUGGCGCAGUGAUCGCUCGACGGAUAUCAGGACCGGCGGCCACGAUGGUACGGCCGGGCAGGGACGAUGCCGUGUCGAGUUGGAGGAAUGGGUCAGGGUCAAACCAGAGGCGGGAAACGGGGCCAGCGCCACACGCAGUCCAGCCAGCAGCCCUUGCCCUCCGGUUGCUGAGACCGCCGGGCCGCCGAUCUGGCCGUGAUCGGCUCUGCCACCAUCUCGACACACCCCGCUGCUGCUGCUGUUGCUGCCGAUCGACCGAGAGUACAAAUAUGGGUGGUGGAGAUCUGAACCUCAAAAAAUCAUGGCAUCCUGGAACGCUUCGCUUCCAGGAGAAGGUCUGGAAGAAAGAGAAGCAGGCCGAGGAUGAGCGCAAGAAAAUGGAGCAGCUUCAGAAGGAGCUGCAGGAGGAGCGGGCAAUGGCCGAGCUGCAGGCCCUCCAGGAGGCUGCUGGGAAAGUCAAGCCAAGGAUGGGGCGGAUGGACUGGAUGUACGGCGGUGGUCCUGGCGGCUCCUCGGCUAUCGCAGAGGAAAAAGAGUCCUAUCUGCUCGGCAAGAAGCGGAUAGACAGCCUGAUCGAACAAGGCAAGACCACCGAGGAGCUCUCUGCCUCGAAUGUAUUCUCUGCUUCGGCAGCUGGUGUGUACGGUGCAACGGCCAACACAUCCCGAGACGUUCAAACCAAGAUUCGAGAGGAUCCCCUCCUGGCGAUCAAGAAGCGCGAGCAGGAUGCGCUGCAGUCGGUCCUCAGCAACCCGUUGAAAGUCAAGCAACUGCGGCGCGAGCGCGAAGAGCGAGAGGGCAAGGACAGAAGCGAUAAGAAAGACCGGAAGGAGAAGAAAGAGCGGAAGCACAAAAAGGAGAAAAAGUCCCACCACAAAGACUCUCGUCGCAGCGAUGACCACGACGACGGCAGCAACGACCGAGACCGGUCGUCAGGCCAUGGUAGCCGAAAGCAUCGCCGGGCCGACUCGGAAUCCAGUGACAGCGACAGCGACAGCAGCGAUCAUCGCCAGGGAAAGCGCUCCCGACCCGAACCACAGCGCGAGGCAUCGCCUUCCGCACGACUACCCCGGAGGACACCAGCCGGCCCAGACGAUUUCGUUCACAGCAGCCGAGCAAUUCUGCCACGGACCGGAGAUCGAAACGACCGCGGCCAGGACCGGGACUCGAGAAGCAGUCAGGAUUACGACCGAGACCGACGUCGCCGCAGUCCCGCGAGAAGCAGAGAUCGAAGCCAAAGCCGAGAGCGCGAUCAAACCGACCGUCGCCGUCGGUCGAUCGACGAUUCGAGCCGGCGCUCGGAGGGCCAGGACCCAUCGUGACCGUCAAGAGCCCUCGCCCAAGCCCCGGCAAGACGACCUCGACCAAGAAAAGCAGCGAAAGCGGCUCGAGCGCGAGGCCAAGCUCAAGCAGAUGCAGGUUCAGGCUGAGGACUGGGACCAAGAGCGGACACAGCGCGUCCACGAGGGUCGCAAA
Messenger RNA from Polychytrium aggregatum, 1647 nucleotides. RefSeq names its product Pre-mRNA splicing factor-domain-containing protein. The record is from RefSeq and is a predicted model, not a curated record. The coding region runs from base 114 to 1493 and encodes 459 amino acids. Gene Ontology annotation, biological process: mRNA splicing, via spliceosome. Gene Ontology annotation, cellular component: U2-type spliceosomal complex. The transcript has 5 exons. Lineage: Eukaryota; Fungi; Chytridiomycota; Chytridiomycetes; Polychytriales.